Molecule: messenger RNA, 326 nt
Organism: Staurois parvus
Lineage: Eukaryota; Metazoa; Chordata; Amphibia; Anura; Ranidae
Source: the annotation of a GenBank genome assembly
CCUUUGUCCCUGUCAGGAGCCUUGCGCCCCAGGGACGCUGACAGCUCGAGAGGAGAGGGCACUGAUGAUCAGUGUGCCCUGAUGAUCAGUGUAGCCCCAGCAGUGCCAUCUGUCAGUGCUCAUCAAUGCCACCUGCCAGUAACCAUCAGUGCCUCAUCAAUGCCACAUAUCAGUGCCUACCAGUGCAUAUCAAUGCCACAUAUCAAUGCCCAUCUGAGCUGCCUUUCAGUGUCACCUAUCAGUGCCAGUCAGUGCCACCUAUCAAUUCCAGUCAGUGCCACCUAUUAGUGCUGCCUAUCAGUGCCAGUCAGUGCCACCUAACAGUG